AUGGCAACCAUGGAGAGAGGUGUUCUCUCAGCGCUGCUGUCCUCGGUCCUGAUGCUGGCCCUCGUCGUCGUGGCGAUGCUGGUGAGCGUGAGCGCGGGUCCCUUGUCCGGCCCGGCCUCCGCCUCAUCCGCCGCCAUCUCGUCUCCGCAGAACCGCUUCUUCGGCGUGAUGUCCUCCAAGAACAUCCUGCCGACGGCGCCGUGCACGUGGACCCUCCAGAACCCAGACCCGCGCCGCUACACCGUCUUCAUGAAGAUCACCAAGCCCACGCAGGUGUGCACGCCGCGCCAGGUGCGCUCCUUCCAGUACGACUCCUUCCUGGAGACCUCGCGCACCUUCCUGGGCAUGGAGAGCUUCGACGAGGUGGUGAGGCUCUGCGACGCCUCCUCCGCCGUGGCCUACCUGGAGUCCAGCAAGCAGUUCCUGCAGUUCCGCAAGGUCAAGGAGGUGGAGGAGGACGGUAACCGUGGUGACGAGUUCAAGAUGGAGUUUUUGGUGGUUGGCAAGAGGAACCCCAGCAUGCCCGCCUGCCAGAUGCUGUGCCAGUGGCUGGAGAGUUGCCUGGCGACCAGCACCAACGGUAGCCCCUGCGGCAUCAUGGCCACCCCGUGCCAGUGCUGGGAGGUGCCCAGGAGGAGGAUGAUGCCCCCUACAGGUUGCUACAGGAACGGCGUCUACACCGAGAAGUGCACCCCGACGCCGAGGGACAGCGGACGCGACGCAGAGAUCAUGAGGGGCUGGAGUGCCUGGGGACGCUGGUCCGAGUGCAGCGUUGAGUGCGGCGGUGGCGUGCAGGUGCGCAGCAGAGCGUGCCAGCCCCAGGACGGAGCCUGCCCCGGGGUGGUGGAGGAGGGACGCGCAUGCAACCCCCAACCCUGCAUUGGUCAAGAACGUAGCCAAGCCCUGCGCUCUACGGUGAACAUUAAGAGUGACGCAGAGACCCCCUACACAGGACUCAUGGCCCCCCACACUGGUAAGUACAGCCGACCACUUAGGAGUGACGUGACCCAGGGCGAGUGGUCCUCGUGGUCCUCCUGCUCGGUGACGUGUGGUGAGGGUUGGCAGAGCCGAUCGCGUAUGUGUGGCACCUCCCAAACCGGCUCUGCCACCCCCUGCACCGGCCCCCUCCGCGAGAACAGACCUUGCAACAACACCCAAGAGUGCCCUGUGCAUGGAGCUUGGGACGACUGGGCGCCCUGGAGUCUGUGUUCCUCCACGUGUGGGCGUGGCAUCCGUGACCGCGUGCGUACCUGCAAGCAGCCAAUGAACGGAGGCCAGCCCUGCCAGGGACCUGCCAAGCAGAGCAAGUUUUGCAACAUCGCUGUGUGCCCCGUGGAGGGAUACUGGAACGAGUGGUCUGAAUGGAGUGCCUGUUCCUCCUCAUGCUCCAACGGUACGCGCACCAGGACUCGCGAGUGCAACGGGCCCAGCUACGGCGGCCGGGAAUGCAGCGGACGCUUCCAGGAGACCACCAACUGCUUCAUCCGCGAAUGCCCAGUUGACGGUAGAUGGCUGUCCUGGAGCACGUGGACGUCCUGCUCUAAGACGUGCGGUGGGGGUGUGAUGGAGAGGCACCGGGCCUGUGAGGGGCCCUUCUUCGACGGAGAGCCCUGCACCGGCUUCAAGUCCGAGUCCAAACGCUGCGCCGAGAAAAGAUGCCCUGAGCCCCAUGAGAUCUGCCCAGAGGAGAGCUAUGGCAGCACUGUGUGGAAGAGAACCGCUUCAGGAGACUACGCUGCCGUGCCCUGUCCCGCCAACGCCACAGGUGUGAUUCUUCGUAGGUGCACCAUGGAUGCUAUCGGCCUUGCCUACUGGGAGAACCCCACCCAUGUCAAGUGUGUUUCCCAGGAAUACCAAGACAUCCAGAAUCUGUCUCGCGAGCACUUGGACAAGGCGCAGCAGGGCCUACUGGAGGACGGCGUGUCCAACGUGGUCCUGAAGCUGAGGAGCGUGACGGAGCAGGGCGCCACCUACAGCGGAGACCUGCUCGCCUCCAUGGAGGUGCUGAAGAACACCACGCUCAUCUUCAGGGGCGCCGGCUACAGCGUCAGGAACGCAGACGUGGAGAACUACGCCCAGACAAUCAGCAACCUACUGAAGGAGGAACAUCGCGAGAAAUGGGAAGAGAUGCAAAUGAUGGGAGCCAGCACCAAGGAGUUCUUCAGACUGAUCGAGGAGUUUGUGGAUCUGAUUGGAACACAGAUGAAAGGGUUCCAGGACAUCUAUGAGGUCACCGAAAACUUAGAGCUGAGCAUCCAGAAGCGUCCGCGUGCCAUGCCGACCGACAUCUCUUUCCCCAUGAAGGGCUGGAGAGGCAUGACCGAGUGGAUCAGGAACUCCGAGGAGAAGAUCACGCUCAACCGCAACGCCCUCGCCUUCAACGUGCCUGAUGAGGAAGACACAUCGUCCUUUGUGACUGGAAUCGUUCUCUACCGCAACCUGGGAGUCAUGCUUGGCAACAAGAGCAACACAACUCUGCUGAACUCUAAGGUGGUCACGGUGAUUGUGAAGCCAGAUCCCCUCCUGAUCAACUCUCCCGUCGAGGUCGAAUUCCCUCAUCUGUACAAUGGCACGAUCAAUGAGACGUGCAUCUCCUGGGACGAAAGUGAAGCUCUCUCUCUCCUCGGCUCCUGGUCUCCGCGAAACUGCAGAGCUGUGCCCAUCGACUCCUUCAGAACCAAAUGCGUGUGUGACGGACUCUCCUCCUUCGCCAUUUUAGCGCGGCCAAACCCCGAUGUGGACAUGGACAAGACUCACCUCCCCUCCGUGACUCUGAUCGUGGGCUGUGGAGUCUCCUCUCUCACGCUCCUGCUGCUCAUCAUCAUCUAUGUCUCCGUAUGGAAGUACAUCCGCUCCGAGCGCUCUGUCAUCCUCAUCAACUUCUGCCUGUCAAUCAUCUGCUCUAACGCCCUCAUCCUGGUCGGACAGACGCAAGCUCGCAACAAGGUGGUGUGCACCCUGGUGGCGGCGUUUCUCCACUUCUUCUUCCUCUCCUCCUUCUGCUGGGUGCUGACGGAGGCCUGGCAGUCCUACAUGGCCGUCACCGGCCGCCUGCGCAACCGCAUCAUACGCAAGAGAUUCCUCUGCCUCGGCUGGGGUCUGCCUGCUCUGGUUGUUGCUGUGUCAGUCGGAUUCACCAAGGCCAAGGGAUACGGCACUGUCAACUACUGCUGGUUAUCUCUGGAGGGAGGCCUUCUCUACUCCUUUGUUGGACCCGCUGCUGCUGUCGUCCUGGUCAACAUGGUGAUUGGCAUUCUGGUCUUCAACAAGCUGGUGUCCAAGGACGGCAUUACGGACGUGAAACUGAAGGAGAGAGCUGGGGCGUCGCUGUGGAGCUCGUGCGUGGUGCUGCCCCUGCUGGCUCUGACCUGGAUGUCUGCCGUGCUGGCCAUCACCGACCGGCGCUCGGCCCUCUUCCAGAUCCUCUUCGCCGUCUUCGACUCGCUGGAGGGCUUCAUCAUCGUCAUGGUGCACUGCAUCCUGCGUAGAGAGGUCCAGGAGGCUGUGAAAUGCAGAGUGGUGGACCGUAAGGAUGAUGGCAAUGGCGACUCCGGAAGCUCACUGCAGAACGGACACACUCAACUCAUGUCCGACUUCGAGAAGGAUGCUGAAGCAGGCAGAUCAGGUGGGAUGAAGAGCUCGUCCGAGGAGAAGAUGGCUCCUCCCCCUAUGGGCGCCCUGCCCAUGGGCACCAACUUCCACACGCUGCCCGCCGGCGCCAGCACCAAGGCGCACCUGGCCGCCGUGCCCGACUACUCCAGCCACACGCUCACCCUGAAGCGCGAGAAAGCCGGCAGCCGCAUGGGCCUGGACCCGACCGGCUGCGGCAAACCCGUCUACGUGUGCGACAGCGAGAUGUUCACCCAGCUGGACCCGACCGGCCUGGGGAUGGGCAUGGGCAUGGGGAUGGGGAUGGGGCUGACGCGCGGCCAGGCCGAGGGCAACUCGCCCGACGGCAGCGGAAGCGGAAGCUCUAGCGGCGGCUACGUUCUUUUACCCAACACCACCUCGACGCUCCGCCCCAAGCCUAAGAUGGACGACGGCAUGUCCGGCUGCGGCAAGUACAACAUCAGCGUGGAGCAGCUUCCUCAAGCCCGAUUGGUUCACCUGAGCAGCAGCAGCGGCGGCGGUUACGCGGCGGAACCCCAGACGGCCGCGGCGUACGGCAUCAAGAUGCUGCCCUCGUCGGCGGACCACCGCGACCGCGUCAGCGUCUCGUACUCGGAGCACGACUCGCCCGUCCAGAACCUGCACAACAUGUCGAGCGAGUCGCACAUGACGCACAGCAGCCUGGGAGACACCUUCGACUCCAUGAACUCCAUGAUGUCCAAGAGCGAGACCAUCUCCACGCUGUCCAUGAGCUCGCUGGAGAGGCAGAAAUCAUCGCGCUACGCAGAGCUCGACUUUGAGAAGAUCAUGCACACGCGGAAACGUCACCAGAACAUGUUUCAGGACCUCAACAGGAAGAUGCAUCACGCAGACGUGAAGGACAGAGAAUCGCCUGCAUCAGACAGCAAGUCUGUAAGAUGGAGUGUCUCUUCUGGAGGCAGUGACAAAACUAACCACAGCGACAAACAGCAGAUGCCUUGCGGUGACCGGCCAUGGGAAGGGGUAGGGGGCGUGGGCGUGCCGCGAUCCCAGCAGCACUCACCCCCCGCCUGGGUACGCAAGGACCUGGAGCCCCUGUCCGCCUCUCCCCUGGAGAUGCAGAUCCAGGCCGUGGAGUGGGAGAAGGCCGGCGCCACCAUCCCCCUAGUGGGACAGGACAUUAUCGAUCUGCAGACCGAGGUGUGA
Engraulis encrasicolus (European anchovy) is the source of this 4794-nucleotide messenger RNA. Its product is annotated as adhesion G protein-coupled receptor B1-like. Bases 1 to 4794 code for a protein of 1597 amino acids. Gene Ontology annotation, biological process: adenylate cyclase-activating G protein-coupled receptor signaling pathway; negative regulation of angiogenesis; cell surface receptor signaling pathway. Gene Ontology annotation, cellular component: dendrite; plasma membrane; postsynaptic density. Lineage: Eukaryota; Metazoa; Chordata; Actinopteri; Clupeiformes; Engraulidae. Gene Ontology annotation, molecular function: G protein-coupled receptor activity. The record is from RefSeq and is a predicted model, not a curated record. The transcript has 31 exons.